Messenger RNA from Striga asiatica, 4838 nucleotides. Lineage: Eukaryota; Viridiplantae; Streptophyta; Magnoliopsida; Lamiales; Orobanchaceae. The record is from the annotation of a GenBank genome assembly.
AACUAAACUGAAAAUAUAUAGAGUGUAAUACGUUUUAGUGAAAACUGAUACAACCAAGCUAUUACACAACCAAAAUAUAAUUAUCCUCAACUUCUAUUUUUUCUGAACAAUAUCUUCCUGAUCAAUAUAGUCAAUCUGACAGGCACUAUCUUUUACAACGUUAAAGUACUUUAUUUUGUGGUGUUAUGUUUUGUUUGCACUUUUGCUUGUUCAGCUAUGCCCAUUAGUUUUAGUAGUAAUGAUUACUAAAACGUUUGGUAUUCUCUAAUAGCUUUUAGCUAUUAAUUGUUACAAGUUACUUUUUUUUUUUUGGAAAUAACACUUGAAUUUUCUAUCAUUAUUCAUUCAAAUGUAACACAUUGCACUGUUACACAGCUGUAGAACAAAGUCUCAUUGUUGAAGUUAAUUCACAGGCCAGAAACAAGAGGUGUUGAAGAAAGAGGUGUGUUUCUCUUCUGAUCAGCAAAGCCUAAAAAAGAUGAGUGAGAGCCAAUCAAAGAAGAGUAGUAAUGAUGUAAUAACGCCAUUCUGGUCGAGUGUUUCUGGGAGGACGAGAUCAAGAUGGGACGAGUAUGUCAAGAGCGUUGCCGAGUCACGUGGGAUGGCCCCAUCAAGUGGCUCGGUCAGUCCACGGAAAAGGAAGAUCGGCUCGUCAAGCCGUAAGAACGCAAGAAAAAGGAUCAGAGGAACUCAGACGAAACCCAAACGAGGAGGAGCUGGUAGCCACAGAAAUGGGAAUGGCAGCGAUGAUUCGGAUAGUGAUGAUUUCGUGAUUGAGAAGGUUAAUGUAACCGAGUUGUACAAGCAAAAGUUAGGUUCUUCUGCAGUCACUUCUCGGAAGGCUGUUGACAGCGUGCACUCUGUUGCUGCUUACAGAUACUCUUCUCCGGAAGAUGUCUGCCAUCGAGGAGUUUCAUUUGGAAAAGGUAAGAAAACUGAGGGUGUGAAUAGACGUUUUGCACCCAAUACCAGUAACUUUGCUGCUGCUGCUGUGAGCAAAAGCAUAACAGGGCCCUUUUCUCCGAGCAAUGCCGGGCCUUAUUCUAAUCAAGUGUCGCGGCACAAGUCCAGUUCCACUGCGGAAACAAGGAAUGACAUUGAGAAUACGGAUUCUGAAGAGGCUGAAAUCGAAAGACAUGCCAGGCCAAAGAAAAGUAAUUCUGCAAGGGGAGAAUUGAACACACCUUAUCCAAAGAAGAAGGUGGGAAGUGGAAGCACGAGGACACCCCCUGCCCAUUUUCGUGGAUUCUUCACUUCUCUUCAAGCCUCAUUACCAAAACGAAACAUAAUUGUGAUUGAAAGUGACAGCGAAGGUAGUGAUUCGGAAGAAGUAAGCAUAGAGAAAAUUAGUGAAACUGAAUUGAGCCGUCUGAAAGCACAUAGUAAGUCAAAGACGAGGCCAUCAACAGAGAAAAACUUGAGUGGAGACUCAGACCGAGACCGACCUGCUGGCUCGUUCAGCAAAAACAUUUUCUCUGCUCACAAGAAGAACAUUGAUGUGGAGCAAUGCAGAAACAAGACGAGGUGCUUGUCCAAGUCAGCACUGAAGGAAACAAAAAAAAUUGUCACCGUGAACGAUUUGUGUGGAUCGUCUACGUGCGGUGACGACAGCAGUGAUUCUGACGAGUCGUCAAGCUCGUUUUCAGAAUCAGGGUACAGUGAUGAAGUGGAGAAGGAGGUCCAGAAAAUCCCCGAACCAGAAUUCAAGAAAAUAGGGACGUUUAACAGACAGCAUCCUGCCAAGAAAGUCACCACCAGCUCAAGCAAAAGGAUACCCAAAACUGAUGAUAAGAAGAAUAAGGAAAAAAAGGGUGUUUGUGCUUCUGCUCACCCAGCCCGGAAGGCAAAGAACAAUGGGCGUUUGAAGGGAAAUAUUGAUGAUAAUGCUAGCAUCAGCAGCAGCACGCCGGCUCAAUCUACCAGCACCUUCUCGAGCAACGAUGUUUCUACGGACAAUGAAACCAGCUCAUGCGGUGCAGUGGACAAGACUGUUAAGGAAGGCAUCGCAGGCCGAACCCGGUCAAGGAUGACGGGGACUGCCACAAAGGCAUCGACAGUAGAAAUAUCUCCACCAGAUUCAGAAUCAUCAUCAUCAUCGGCCAGAAGUGAUUUUAAGGAUGAUGAUUCUAAAGUUGGUAGCAGCUUUACUCCAGACGGUGUUAAGUCAUGGCCAGAAAAAUCUGACAUGUGCCAUGUGGAAAAGAAGAGAGAGAUGAAAAAGAAUGCAUUAUCUCCUUCCCCAAAGAAUGAUGAUGAUGUUCACAGGAAGACCGAUGAUGUCGAGGCGAAAAAGAGGAAGCAAGUUUAUUCAGGACAUUAUGGCCUGUGCAGAAUGCUUGCAGAUUCUGUACUUGGAAGGGCAUCAAUGCCCGAGGAGAAGGAUAGUGAUGAUGAAGUUAAAGACACACCAGCUCGAACCACUCUCCCCUUGAAAUUCAGAUUUGAGGAUGAGGAUCUUGAAAAGGUGGAGAAAACAGAGUAUGAGAUAGACGAGCUGUUUGUGGAGUUAGACUUCCAUUGGUCGUUGCAAGAAUUGGGAUUGUUUGACCUCCCCAAGGAUGAUGAGGAAACAGGAAAGUCUUCUGCUGAUGAAACUAAACAUGCACGAUGCAGUAGAGGGAACCACGAGUUGGUCUUGAUUGAUGACCAAGGUUUGAUAUGCAUUUACUGUCGUCAUGUAGAGCUUGGCCCAAAAGAUGUAUUGCCUGAGUGGGUGAGUAUGCAAUCGGUACACCAGUCCAUCUCAAACAAUGCGUUAGAACAGCAAAUCAACUCAGUGAAUAAGGAACAUCUAGAAAAAACUGACCGGGAAUCUGCAAGGAAAAGGUUUCACAGCACAGAACACCUUGUUGGGUAUAAUGAUGAACUUGGCUUCAAAUCUUCAGACGGCACUUUGACCAAUCCCGGAAAUGCAGCCAACGGCACUGUCUGGAGCUUAAAACCUGGUGUCCAACAGACGAUGUACGAACAUCAGCAAGAAGGAUUUGAGUUCCUGUGGAAAAACCUAGCCGGAAGCAUCCACCUCAAGGAGCUGAAAAGCAGCACAACUCCCAGUGAAGUCGGUGGCUGCAUCAUCUCUCAUGCUCCGGGCACCGGAAAAACCCGUCUCACCAUAGUCUUCAUCGAGACCUACAUGAAGCUAUUCCCAAACUGCCGGCCCAUGAUAAUCGCCCCAGCCAGCAUGCUCCUCACCUGGGAAGAAGAGUUCCGGAAAUGGAAUGUGGAGUUCCCUUUCCUCAACUUCAAUGUGGAUGCGCUGGACGAGGAGAGCAAGGCCACCUUCGGGCUUCUCAAACGCAGGAGUACAAAGACGAUCCGCAUGGUCAACCUCUACUCGUGGAACAGGGGUGGGAGUAUCCUCGGCAUCAGCUACAGCUUGUUCGAGAAGCUGACGAAACAGACAGCUGGCAACGACGGUGACGUGAGGAAUAUCCUCCUCAAGAAACCUGGGCUCGUGAUCCUCGAUGAGGGCCACACACCCCGCAACCAGAGGAGCAACAUCUGGAAUGUCCUCCUCAAGCUCCGCACUCAGAAACGGGUCAUUCUCUCCGGGACCCCCUUUCAGAACAACUUUGCUGAGCUCUUCAACACUCUGCGCAUAGUUCGUCCGGCAAUGGCCGAUUCCCUCGAAGAACAGAUGAACGUGUCCAGAAGAAAAUAUCCUCAAUCCACGUGUAAGGUCGACGACAAUGCCGUGCAGAGGUUGAAAGUCUCGAUGGCACCUUUUGUUCACGUGCACAAGGGCACCAUCCUCCAGCAGAGCCUGCCCGGUCUACGGGACUGUGUCGUCGUCCUCAAACCCCCACCCCUGCAAAAAAGCCUAAUCGAGCGGCUCGAGGGCACACCCAGCACUUUCGAGUUCGAGCACAAAGCCGCUUUACUUUCCGUGCACCCGUAUCUCUUCCACCACUCAGUCUCAGAGGAAAGGAUCAUCGGGGUCGACCUCGAGGCUUCCCGGCUCAAUCCGAACGAGGGCGUGAAGACGAAAUUCAUCCUCGAGUUUGUUCGGCUCAGCAUGGCCAUGAAGGAGAAGGUGCUAAUAUUCAGCCAGUACAUCCAACCGCUCGAGCUCAUAAAGGAUCAGCUGAAAGAAAUCUUCAGGUGGGCAGAGGGGAAAGAGAUUUUGCAGAUGCAAGGGAAGCUCGACCAGAAACAUCGGCAGGUACUCAUAAACCUGUUCAACGACGAGCAAAACGAGUCAAAGGUAAUGCUGGCUUCAACAAGGUGCUGUUCGGAGGGGAUAAGUCUGGUGGGGGCCUCGAGGGUGAUCCUGCUGGACGUCGUCUGGAACCCGUCCGUCGAGAUUCAGGCAAUAAGCCGCGCAUACAGGAUUGGGCAGAAGAAGUUUGUGUACACCUAUCAUUUGAUGACUUCUGGGACAACUGAGGCCGACAAGUACUGCAGGCAGGCCGAGAAGGAGCGGCUCUCAGAGCUGGUGUUCACAUCGUCCUCAAACGAGGGGGACCGCCGCAACAAGCUUCCUGUGGCCGGGAUUGAGGACAGGAUUCUUGAGGUGAUGGUUGAUCAUGAGAAUCUAAAGGACAUGUUUGACAAGAUCAUUAACCAGCCCAAGGACACAAACCUGAUUCAGACUUUUGGACUCGCAUCCUCAUAAAUAAUUUUCAGAUAUAUUCAUUCACUUACUUGUCCUUCCGGAAUUCUGGAAGUUGUGUAUGUUUCAGGGCAUCGAUUGAUGCAGUUGUUUGUAUCUGUUUGAGUGAAGAAUUAAUCUGUUUUCUUGGUUUCUUGUAGCUGUUUAAAGAAAUAAUUUUUUUAAGGGAUUCCCAGUCCAUGCUAUGCUCUGAGCAAUUCAAGAUCUAUGGGUUUUCUGUUCUGCA